Molecule: messenger RNA, 2882 nt
Organism: Coturnix japonica (Japanese quail)
Lineage: Eukaryota; Metazoa; Chordata; Aves; Galliformes; Phasianidae
Gene: CKAP2L
Product: cytoskeleton associated protein 2L
Cellular component (GO): mitotic spindle; centrosome; cytosol
Source: RefSeq, a predicted model, not a curated record
CGCCCCAUCCUCUGACUUCACCCAAUCACAGCUCCCCGUGCCCACCACGCCCCCUCACUGCGGCGCUCCCCAUUGGUCGGUUUGAAAGCGGCGGCGGCCGCUGAGCGCGGGGCGGCGGUUGUGGCGGAGGUUGGGGGGGUUGAGAUGAUGGCGGCACAAGAAGAGCGGAGAAGAAAGCUGCAGGAGUACCUGGAGGCCAGGAGGAAGCCGAAAUGCACCAGCACCAAGGCCUGUUUAAAGGACCAGACUAAUCACCUGGAUCCACUUUUAAAAGCAGUUUCUGAACCAGAACAUCUUGGCAGGAACAAGGGCAUCGUCCAACACGUAGCAAAGGGCACCUGGAAGGAUGGCAAACUUGCAGCCAAACCUGCACAGCCAGCUGGGUGUGCUACGCUGCGGCAGCAUCCACGUGCGUCUCAGAGAGUAGGAGUGGUACGGCCACGGCAGCUGGGGAAGGGCACAGAGCUGCCUGCAGGGCUCGUUCCGAGCACAAACCCCCCUGCACAGCCCAGAGGGAAGGUCCCACCUUCUGCCUCUUGUCACCUAAACCCUGGAGGGCCGGAGGAGGCUGGAAGUGGGCAGUCUGUGCCCGGGGCACCUUGCUCCCUGGAUGAGAGCCGGCAGCGAUGGCUUGGCUCCGACAAAGAGAACUUACCAGCACGAGCAGCUACAAACCCCGUGCCCAGCAACACUAUUCAGUCUAAUGGGAACAGUGUGGGGAUCGAGAGAGCCUUGGCUCGUGGGCAGAGCUCAGGCGCUGUGUCAAGGACUGUCAAGGGCCCAAAGGACAGAAUUAAUGGCUGCCACACUAAGGAAAUGCUGAAUCAGGACAAAUCCAGGAAUCCCCUGCCAGGCUCAAAGGGCGCAUCCCAAAAACCCAGCGGCACAACUCGGCCAUUGCAGCCCCCUCAGUUACUUGCUAAUUCCACACAUUUGCUACAUAAAAAGCCAGCUGUAAAACAGGAGAAAAACAAUGCAGCAAGGGAACCUGUGGGGAAGCUCGGCACGUCUCGGAUGGGAACUCUUAAGCACUCCAACACAGCUCCUGCAAAGCCCCCAGCCUCCAGCCGGCCCCAGGGCACCACAAAUGGACCCACCAGGACACCCGGCCUGACGCUGUGCACCACGGUGCAGCAGCAAAGACCCACAGUGAGGGGGGGAGCAGACAGGAAGGACGUGAAGGCAGCACCUUCAGGACACACAGCAACAUCCCGAGUGGGAGCCCCCCAGAAACAGCCUCUUCCCAGCACCAACAGCUCCAGAAAUCCAGGAAAUCAGGGUGGAUUUGGGAGCAGGAGGGAGGUGCAUAAAGCAGAGCUGCCGCAGAAGCAUGGAGUGCAUGCUGGCCGUGUCCCCAAGACCCCAACACCGGAGGAUCGUAGGAGGCAGCUGGAGCAGUGGUUGGCCUCCAAAGGCAAGUGCUACAAGCGGCCGCCCAUGGGGCUGCCCCCAAAAAAGCCAAUGAAACAGAAGGAGAAGCCGCCCCAGGGGAGCACUGCGCAGGAGGAGCAAAAGCCAGAGGAGCUGGAGCAGCUCCACCUGGCCAGGAUCAAUGCGCUGCUGAGCGAGUGCCUGAAGCUCAUCGAGGAGGGAGCCCCAUCAGAGGAGAUCUCAGCAAUGCUGUGCCGUGAGCCCAGUGCAGAGAAAUGUGCCAAGUUCUGGAUGUGCAAAGCCAAGCUGCUCGCCCGCAGCAGCCCUUUGGACGUGAUGGGGCUGUACGAAGCAGCGGUCUGUGCUGGUGCUGAGCCCCUCCAGGAGCUCAGAGUUGUUGUCCUCGAUAUUUUGAAGACUGCAGAGCAGCCAUCAGAAGGGGAAAAUCCUGAGCAUUGCCUUCAAUGGGAGCCCACCACUCCUUGCCCAGGCAAGAGGCAGCACAUGGCCAUGACUCCAUGCCAAACAGAGAGCGCCCUGAGCAGCCUGCCCACCUCCGCCAUCAAGCUACAAGUGAAGUCUGUGCCCAGGGUGAGGCAGGUGCCAGAAGGACAAGAGCUGAAAUUCCUGACGCCGGUGCGGCGCUCAACGCGCAUUGAGAAGGCUGGGAGCCGCUACCCUGGGAUGCUCAAGGACCACGACCCCGUGGUGUCGUCCCUCAGCGAGAUCCUGGAUAAUGACAAGGAGACCCAGUUCUUAUUCCGCAAGAAUAAAGCUCUGUCACAGGUGGCAAAGGCGGAUGUUUUGAAUAUGUAGCCCCAGAUGUUGCUGAGGGAUUCUGAGGGCUGCCUUGCCCUGCCAUUGACUGCUGCCGCCUCUCAGAUGUAACUCUGCAGGGGUGGCCUCUUUAAGCCUUUUUCACUGUUUUUAAGUGUUUAAAGCCUUACAGUGUGAGCUGAGCAAGGUCUGGGAUUGGAGAUAUGGGCUCUGUGCUGUCGGGUCAGCUCCAUCACCCCAAAGCACACCCUGCUUUUUGUGCUGGCCAAUGGCUCUGGUCGCUGCAGCCCUUUGGGUGCCUCGCAGGGUUUGGGAAGUGACAUCCCAAGGAGGAAGGAAUGCACAGCCCCUGUAUGGGACCACAGGGAGAGCUGUGCUGGGCCUCAAAGCCAGCAGUGCUGUGGGCAGAGGGCACCCAGAGCCCAGGGGAUGCCACAGGUUCCCCCCUGUAAGGGGAGCACGAUGGUUCUGCUGUUGCUAAGCACAGAGCAGAGCCCCUUUUCCAUCCUCCUGCCCCUAACAAACAGCAGGAGCAGCAGAACCAACAGUGCAGGGCUGCCCCAGGGCCUGUGUGCAUCCAUGGCACUUAUCCCAGCUCCCAGCCCAGGCCUUGGCGAUGCCCUUUGCUCCAACCUUCCCCAGGCUCGGGGCAAAGGAAUUUUCCUUUGAAAAAAAAAUAUGAUUUAUGUCUGUUCCACUAUGCUGUAACUCCAAUAAAACUUUGUAAGAUGUGA